This is a messenger RNA of Chrysochloris asiatica (Cape golden mole), 1056 nucleotides long. It is a transcript of the gene GRTP1, whose product is annotated as growth hormone regulated TBC protein 1. The coding region runs from base 1 to 1056 and encodes 351 amino acids. The record is from RefSeq and is a predicted model, not a curated record. The transcript is spliced from 8 exons. NCBI's taxonomy places the organism in Eukaryota, Metazoa, Chordata, Mammalia, Afrosoricida, Chrysochloridae.
AUGGACCCUGCGCGGGCAAAGGUGAGGCGCCGAGAAGACGCGGUUUCGGCAGCGGCGCGGGAGCGGAUCCCCAGGGUUGAUCCAUAUGGAUUUGAAAGGCCUGAAGACUUUGAUUAUGCAUCUUAUGAAGAAUUUUUUUCCACCUAUCUGGUAAUACUCACUAGAAGAGCAAUAAAAUGGUCUAAACUUUUAACAGGAAAUACCACUGUCCAGAAAAGUAUGAAAGUCAAGCGCUACAUCCGGAAAGGUGUCCCGCUUGAACACCGGGCACGUGUGUGGAUGGGGAUGAGUGGAGCUCAGGCCCAGAUGGAACAGAAUCCUGGCUAUUACCACAGACUUCUCCAGGGAGAGCGAGAUGACAGCCUAGAGGAAGCCAUCCUGACAGAUAUGAACAGGACCUUUCCCGACAAUGUAAAAUUCCGAAAAACUUCUGAUCCCUGUUUACAAAACACCCUGUACAAUGUGCUGUUGGCAUAUGGUCAUCAUAACCAAGGUGUGGGAUACUGCCAGGGAAUGAAUUUUAUAGCAGGAUAUCUGAUUCUUAUAACAAAGAAUGAGGAAGAAUCUUUUUGGCUAUUAGAUGCUCUUGUUGGAAGAAUAUUGCCUGACUACUAUAGCCCUGCAAUGCUGGGUCUGAAAACAGACCAGGAGGUGCUGGGGGAGAUGGUGAGGAUGAAGAUUCCCGCAGUGGCAGACCUGCUGGAGGGAUAUGGUGUCCCGUGGACCCUGGUGGUGUCCCGCUGGUUCAUUUGCUUGUUCAUUGACAUCCUACCUGUAGAGACUGUGCUUCGGAUCUGGGAUUGUUUAUUCAACGAAGGCUCCAAAAUUAUCUUCAGAGUGGCCUUAACUUUAAUUAAGCAGCAUCAGGCUUUUAUUUUGGAAGCCAGCAGUUUUGCGGACGUUUGUGAUAAGUUUAAGCAGAUUACCAAAGGGGAUUUUGUCACAGAAUGUCAUACAUUUAUGCAGAAAAUAUUUUCCGAACCUGGAAGCUUACCCAUGGCAACCAUCAGUAAGCUUCGCGAGAGCUGCAGAGCCAAGUUAGUGGCUCAGGGCUGA